UUUAAUUGGAAGGGAGCUUCAUAUAGUUGCUAGCAAUAUUCCUUUUGGAGCUGUCUAUUUGUUAGAGGAAAAUAUCAUCAUAUAUUUCCCUUUUAUACUAUUUAACAGAAGAAGCAACUUUAAAACAAAAGAUUAAACAAAAUGACAACUCCUCAAUUUUAUUGUCAGUACUGCACAGCAUCACUUCUAGGGAAGAAGUAUAUACUAAAGGAUAACAAUCCAUACUGUGUUUCCUGCUUUGAUCGUAUCUUUUCUAACUACUGUGAAGAAUGCAAAGAGUCAAUUGAAUCAAACUCUAAGGAUCUUUGCUAUAAAGGCCGACACUGGCAUGAAAGAUGCUUCAAUUGUGCCAAAUGCAAUCACUCUUUGGUGGAAAAGCCUUUUGCUGCCAAGGAUGAGCGCCUGCUGUGCUCAGAGUGUUAUUCUAAUGAGUGCUCCUCCAAGUGCUUCCACUGCAAGAAGACCAUCAUGCCUGGUUCACGAAAAAUGGAAUUUAAAGGAAAUUACUGGCAUGAAACCUGUUUUGUAUGUGAGCAUUGCCGACAACCAAUUGGAACUAAACCUUUGAUUUCCAAAGAGACUGGCAAUUACUGUGUACCAUGUUUUGAGAAGGAGUUUGCUCACUACUGCAGUUUCUGUAAGAAGGUAAUAACUUCAGGUGGGAUAACAUUCCGAGGACAGCCAUGGCAUAAGGAAUGUUUUCUGUGCAGUGGAUGUAGAAAAGAGCUCUGCGAAGAAGAGUUUAUGUCCAGAGAUGAUUUUCCAUUCUGUCUGGAGUGCUACAACUAUCUUUAUGCCAAAAAGUGUGCAGCCUGCACAAAACCCAUUACUGGUCUCAGAGGUGCCAAGUUUAUUUGCUUUCAAGACCGCCAGUGGCACAGUGAAUGCUUUAACUGUGGGAAGUGCUCUGUCUCCUUAGUGGGGGAAGGCUUCCUGACCCAGAAGAAGGAAAUCUUCUGUCGCAAAUGUGGUUCUGGGAUGAACACUGAUAUCUAGAAGGAAACAGUCCUUCCUUACUUGAAACUCACCUUGCUUUUGUUCUCACUAAAUCCAGAUCUUGGUUAAAAUAGUGCUUCUAUCUCAAUUUUAGUAAAUACUAA
Messenger RNA from Sorex fumeus (smoky shrew), 1100 nucleotides. It is a transcript of the gene FHL5, whose product is annotated as four and a half LIM domains 5. The coding region runs from base 142 to 996 and encodes 284 amino acids. Gene Ontology annotation, molecular function: transcription coactivator activity. The record is from RefSeq and is a predicted model, not a curated record. NCBI's taxonomy places the organism in Eukaryota, Metazoa, Chordata, Mammalia, Eulipotyphla, Soricidae. Gene Ontology annotation, biological process: positive regulation of transcription by RNA polymerase II. The transcript has 6 exons. Gene Ontology annotation, cellular component: Z disc; nucleus.